AUGGCCUUUCCUGCCGUGCCCAAGCGCACCCUCGGCAAGCAGAACCCCACUUGCAGCAGCGACAAGCCCAAAGUUGCAGCAGGGCUCGUCGCGCCACGCGUGCUGUUCACUGGCCGCACCGCAGGCGCAUCGCAGCUGUCGGCGUCGUCCCCUCGCGGCUUGGAGGUCUCCGCCCUGGGGCUGGGCUGCAUGGGGCUGUCGGCCUUCUACGGGGCCCCCACAGAGGAGGGCGCGGCGCUGGCCGUCAUCCACCGCGCGCUGGAGCUGGGGGUGACGCUGCUGGACACCAGUGACGUCUACGGCCCCUUCACAAACGAGGAGCUGGUGGGCCGCGCCAUCAAGGGGCGGCGAGACCAGUACACGAUCGCCACAAAGUGCGGCAUCGUAUUCGGGAAAGAUGGCAGCCGUUAUUUCGACGGCAGCCGCGCCUACGUGCGCGCGGCGUGCGAGGCGUCCCUGAAGCGCCUGGGCAUCGACACCAUCGAUCUCUACUAUCUGCACAGGGUGGACCCGAACACUCCUGUGGCCGAGACUUUUGCAGAGAUGAAGGCCCUGCAGGCUGAGGGCAAGGUGCGCCACGUGGGCAUCAGCGAGGCGUCACCCGAUGACAUACGCGCGGCCCACGCGGUGACGCCCCUGAGCGCGGUGCAGCUGGAGUGGUCCCUCUGGUCCCGAGACGUGGAGGAUGACAUCAUCCCGGUCUGCCGCGAGCUGGGCAUUGGAAUUGUAGCCUACUCACCCCUCGGUCGCGGUUUCCUCACGGGUGCGCCCAACAUGGCCCUGGUGGAGAAAAUCAAGGGUGUGGCGGCCGCCAAGGGCUGCACCCCCGCGCAGCUGGCGCUGGCCUGGGUCAUCUCCCGGGGCAGUGACGUCGUCCCCAUCCCCGGCACCACCAAGGUGGCGCGUCUGGAGGAGAACGUGGGUGCCUUGGCCGUGGAGCUCACCUCCGCUGACCUGGCGGCACUGGAUGGGCUGGGGGCGGAGGUGCAGGGUGACCGCUACCCAGACAUGAAGAGCAUGACAUACCACUAUGGUCGCAAGUGA
Messenger RNA from Monoraphidium neglectum, 1044 nucleotides. RefSeq lists its product as hypothetical. The record is from RefSeq and is a predicted model, not a curated record. The coding region runs from base 1 to 1044 and encodes 347 amino acids. The transcript is spliced from 11 exons. Lineage: Eukaryota; Viridiplantae; Chlorophyta; Chlorophyceae; Sphaeropleales; Selenastraceae. Gene Ontology annotation, cellular component: cytoplasm.